This is a messenger RNA of Phytophthora sojae, 1008 nucleotides long. RefSeq lists its product as hypothetical. The record is from RefSeq and is a predicted model, not a curated record. Lineage: Eukaryota; Oomycota; Peronosporomycetes; Peronosporales; Peronosporaceae. The coding region runs from base 1 to 1008 and encodes 335 amino acids. The transcript is spliced from 4 exons.
AUGCGCGCCCCAGUGACCGCGGUGAUGUUCCCUCUCCUGUCCCUUUUGGAUUGUCUGCAGCGUGAUGGGUCUAUGAACUGGAGCAAGCUACCAGUUGAUUUCGUGGACCGAGAGUACGGCACAGUGUCGUCCAAGCAAAAGACACGCAAUGAGAGUCGUGAAGCAGUGUUUUCCGAGUUGAUGAAUUUGCUGAAAUCAAGUGACGGCCCAUUGUCCAAUACCGAUUUGAAUCGCCUCAAGUCUGAGAUCAAGAAGGACCCUGAGCUCCUAGGAAUGACGUUGCACUCUAUCAAGACUGACCCCACCGACAAAGCAAGCCCAUCGCAAGUCGGUGAUUUAGUGGCUGGUUUGGGGUGGGCAGAUGAAAUCGCUGAAAUUUUUGCAUCGAUGCCGGGUCUCCAGAAAAACCGCGACGCAGUAGUGGAUCGUGAAGCUUUUACACGCCAAGUCCCUGCACGGGCUGAGCGAUUGCGUGAGCUGCGUGCGGUCCAAAAACUGUCUACCAGGUCUGAAGUGUCGAAGAAGCAUAAGAGGCGGACUAAGAAGCGAAGGAAGGCUGCUGGGUGGGCUGCAGCAGAAACGAACAAGGUGGAUCUACACAGCUCUCGGCAAACAGACUUGGCAGUCCGACGGGCUUUAGCAGACGGAUCUUCAUUCGAGAUGGCGCUCACAAAGCUUUCGCAAACUUUCGCUCGCUUACGAAACCCAAGUAUCCGAGGCGCUGAUAAAGCUGGCGAUGUCGAGACCGCGUGCAUUGCGAUCAAGAAGCUCGAUGGGGUUGACGGAGUUGUUAUCCAGAACAGAUGCACUGAAGACGUCAGAAUUGCUGCUAAGGCAUGCCGUAUCAUUCGAAGCCUACCGCGUCAUCCACAUGGCCCAGAAGUUUUAUCGAGUUGGUCAUGUAGCUGUCAGGGGGCCAGCCCUCGCACCAUUGCGAAGCCUAUGCAGUACAACACUCGAGUGUACCAAGUUCGUGCUGUCGACGGCGCAACUUUGUGGCUCUAUUAG